GUGUGAAACUCGAUGGUGCACGCUUAGAGGUCGGGCUUACAGUCUCCUCGUCAUAGAAUGGAGUCGUCUAUCUUCGCGGCUCGAUGACUCGUUCUUCCAGGGACCAUCGCCCUGUGCUCCCUGUGCUCCCCGUGCUCCGUGUCCAUGAGGCGUCAGAGUCUGCGAUUGCCAUGACUCGUCACGAAUUGGGAGGCGUUGCAAGCGGUUACAUUCCAUAGGCCACAAGUUUACAGGUGAAACCACAUAUUACAAUGGCCAGACCACACGGAGCAAAUCCGGGCCAUCGGUUCGUUCAGUUGCUCCUCGUAUCGCAAUUUUUGUUGUUACGUAUCGCGAAUGCUUUCGCGAGUGCAGGAGAAUUCGCGCAUAAAAGUUUUUCCUCAGAAAGCCCUCGAUAUAGGAACGGAGCCAGGCGGUUGACAACGUAUGCUGACCUGAUGGGCGAACGGAGGUUCUCAGACCCCGAUACAGCGACACCCGCGAGUGAAUCAACAGAUGCCACGGUCACUCCCGCUACAGUCACAUCCAUUACAGACGCUGCACUCACCGGAUCCAUCAGUCGUAGCAUCAACUCCGGUGCGGGUCUAGCUGCCCCCGCUGCAGUCACAUCAACGGCCAGUGUAGGUGAUUCAGGGGGUGCUGGUAGCACUAGCAGCUCAGCUUCCUCUGAUACGAAUUCGUCCGUUACCGAUUCUUCUUCUCCCCCUCCCUCGCGGGACGCGCUCAUUCCCGCUGCCCUGGAGCCCGCGUCACACAUCCCACCUCCGCCCCAGGUCACCUCCGCGUCACAAGCCUCAACUCCUCCCCCUGCCGCCGUGACUGAAAGCAGCAGCUCUAGUAACGAAACCGAAGCAGCGCCUACAGAGGACAGGACAGCCCACCCUGGGACUUCUGACUCGUUAGAGGGAAGAUCUCCCGGCCAAAGCAGCAACAGUACAAGCGAAGCAGCACGCGGGGAUGGUAACGCUCAAAACGGUCCCUCUGGCUCGACUCCAGAUCCCACGGAAAGCCCUCUUCCUGGAUCCGCUGCCCAAAACCUGCCCAUUCCCUCCAGUGGGCUUGGGCCUAGAACCCCUGCAGCCUCUGCGAACUCGUCUGCAGGGGCUGCUGCUGGUCCCCCCCACCGCAGUCCUCCAGGCGGCUCCCAGGCAAUGCGUCCUAUCGCUGCAAGCGGAGAUGAGUCGAAGCCGCCUCAUCCUCAGGGCGCCCAUGCCUCCCAUGAUGCCCCCUCCAGCUCUCCCGUUCAACCCCCCCACUCCGGUUUCUCGGGAGAUUCUGGGGGGCAGCAGCGGGAGCAUGGGGGAGGGAGGGAGGAGGUGCGGUGGUGUUGCGUGGGGCGAGGGGAAUGCGCCUUCUGUGGCCAGGUGGUGCCGGCACUGUCCAUUGACAACCAGCGGUGGUCGUGUGUGCAGCGGCGGAGCAAGCAGGAGUGCAUGGGCGCCAUAGUGGGCAGUCAAGCGGAGCUGGUGUCUCUCGACGCAGGGCUGGCCUUCCGGGCGUUCCUGCACGGGCGCAUGAAGGCCAUCAUGAGCGAGCGGCUGGCCUGGGGGGAGACCUACCAUGCUGUUGCCGUGGUGCGCAGGGACGUGUGUGACGUCAGUGCCGGGGGGAGGGGCGAGGAGGAGAGUGCAGGGAUGGGUGGGAGUGAGGGUGUGGGAGUGGGAAAUGCGGGAGGAAGUGGGGAUGGGAGAGAGGGUGGGGUGGAUGAGGGAGGCAGUUUGGGUAGAAGCAACAGCAGCAGCAGCAGCAGCAGCAGCAGCAACAGCAGCAGCAACAGCAGCAGCACUGCUAGCGGCAGAGACGGCAGUGAAGCACCUAACGCCCAAGGCACAGCGCAGGGCACCGGCAAGAACAACCAGCAACGCAGGGAUAACAGCAGCACCGCCACCGCCACCGCCACCGCCACGGCGCACUCUCCCACGCCAUCGCUCCCCGCCCUCCCGCGCGGCCCCUGGGCCACGCUGCACCGCUUCAAGACGUGCCACCCGCUCUACGCCUCCGCUGCCGGCUGGGACCUCCCUGUGCGCGCCCUGCUGGACCUGGGGCUCGCACGAGGGCUGGGGGGAGGGGGGAGAGGCGGUUUUGCGGCGCCCCCGUUCGUGGAGGGAGAGCCGGCGGAUGUGACUCUAGUGAAGGCCGUCUUCCCUGAGUCAUGCGCCCCCGGAGGGGAGGGCGCACUGGGGGUAAGCACUACGGCUGGUGCAGGGGAGGCAGGAGGGAGAGGAGGGGAGGGGAGCCUAGGACGUGGGGACACGGGGAGGGUGUGCAGCGGGUGCGUGUCGGUGAACGGGAGAGGGUCAUGCGACGAGGAGGACUCGUAUGCGGGCUUCCACGGUGCCUUCCGGUGCCUGAUGGAGCAGGCGGGCGACGUGGCGUUUCUCAGGCAUGAUGUGGCGCCGUGGUUUACGCGCGGAGGCAGGUUCCAGCAGCCGUGGUCGCUGCAGGCGCUGGGGGAGUUCAGGCUGCUGUGCCCGCCCAUGGUGGGCGGGUGCAUGGAGUUCACUGACAACCUUGACGCCACUAACUGCACUCUGGGUCGGGUGCCCGCCAACGUGGUGAUGACGCGCAACGCCAUCUCGGAGCGCUUCAAGCGCGCCAUCAUCGCACGCCUGGAGCUCGCCGGCACGGUGAAGGCGUGGCGGGAGGCGCUGUACGAGGGCAGCAACCCCUUCGACUAUGUCCUCUCUGGAAGUGCCAAGGGUCUGCUGCGAGUGGAGUCGUUGACGCGCGCGUACCUGGGCGCCAUGGGGGUGGUGUCGGACGACAUUCUGCGCUACAACAAGGACCACGCUCCUCCUCUGCACGGCAAAGCCACGCAAAGGCAAUACUCUCAUGGUUGGGCGCAUACCUUGCUGCUGACUCUGCUUGCAUGCAUGCUGUUCGCUUAGAGCAUCUCACGGGACAGACUUUGUUGCUUUGAAGGGCCAUGCUUCCUUCAAUAUAGUGUUUUUCCCUGUCCACAAAGUUGCUCCUGUUACCUUGCCUCUGAGGAAGUGCAACCAAGCAGGGCUGAGCGACCUGCCAAGAGGCUCAUGCCAAGCACUCGUGUAGGAGCAAAUGGCCUCCCACUCAGUCACCUCUGCAGCACCACCACAUGCUUGCAGCACCGCCCCUCCACCUGCUUGAGCUUCCGUCGGCCUCAACGUGAGUGAGUAGACGCAAAGCACCGUGCUUCCCUGACAGUGAGGGGCACCCUUUGGCAGCACGAGCCAACCUGCCAGCAGCACUAUCCACCAACCCCACAUCUUCACAGCAUGGCUCUCCCCACAACCACAGCCAGGCCAUGCCGUACUGCAUCGGCUGGUAAGGAAUUGUCAAGAGACCCGCUGGGGUCGCCCUAGAAGAUCCUCGGAAGGGCCACAGGCUGCUAUGCCUGGUGGGCUAUGGGCGCGCCGCUGACCCGCUACUUAACAAGCCCUUUUAGGACAGUGGUUAGCGGCUGUGUUUCUGAGAAGAAUAACCUAGAGAUGAGACGAGCUAGAGCACAGGAACUGCAUGGAGAGGUGCCUUGCUGACGAAUGUGACGAGCGGAAGAUGCACCGUACAGCUUUGCACCCAACCACAAUUUUUACUGCACUUUGGCCAUCAUCAGGGCCCAAAAUUGGUUUUGGGCCGCCCUUUGAAAUCAGGGUCACCCCACCGAAAUACCCUGUGAGCAGGCCCCUAGAUAUCAGACUUUUUACGCUGAUUCAGCCUUUUUUCAGGGUUUUGGGAUAGGGUAAUGCUGAUUGGCUGGCCUUUUUUCAGAGG
Molecule: messenger RNA, 3750 nt
Organism: Closterium sp. NIES-67
Lineage: Eukaryota; Viridiplantae; Streptophyta; Zygnematophyceae; Desmidiales; Closteriaceae
Source: the annotation of a GenBank genome assembly